UCAGUCACUUAUAUGGAAAAAGAUAUUGUGAAUCAUUCUUACAUUACUUUGGAUUGCUUUGUAUGUAUUUUGUACUUUGUCUAACGUUUUACGUAUACAAAUGUUCUUUCAGGUGAUUACGUGAAUUCACAUUUUGUGAGGAAUUAAUAUUUAAGAUAAUGUUCAAGGAAAAAUAACAUUUAAAAAUAGGUCAACAUGAAAAUGUAUGAGGACCUUAUUAUAACAACGCCCGAUGAACAUAUUUACAGUGAGCAUACAUAUGACACGGUUGACGUAAGAAAUAGUUUAAAAAUUCCGGUCAAGUGGAAAACAAAACGUCGUGUGAUCGUCCUCCUUGUUUUUAUCUUUGCUUUUACGACAGUAUUCACAGCACUACUCAUAAUCAAAGAAAAAAUGUCAAACACUAAUGACACAACUUACAACCAACAAACGACUUCGCCAUUCCCUCGGGGAAUAACGAGGACUCAAAUAAAUGAUACAGACAAAUCAGGUGUAAACUGUACAACUGGCUGGAUAACAACUUCUGGUUUGAGAUCCUGCUAUCUUUUCAGUAACGAUGACGAUGCAACAGAUUGGAAAGGAGCGCAGUCAGAAUGCCAUAAACUCGGCGGAUCAUUAACAGAUGUUGAAACGAUCAUUGAAUUGAAUUUUCUAAAUGAUCAACUAUUGAUUCGGUCUGGAUAUGAAUAUUGGAUAGGCGGAACAGACAACGGAACAGAAGAUAGAUUUAGAUGGGAACCGAGCGAGCAACCAUUCAAUGUAACAAACUGGGGUCCUGGCGAGCCGAACAAUCUCGGUAAUAUCGAGCAUUGUGUCGAUUACAGGGAAUUAAAGUGGAACGACGCUUCAUGCGAUAUCAAAAUUAAAUACAUAUGUGAAAUUAAGGUUUAAAUGGAUAUGAGAGGAGGAAAGAUACAGAUGUUGAAUACUGAUAAAUAUAUUUAUAUGAAAAUGACGGUUCAUUUAAAUAUUUACAUUGAUUGUAAAGUAUAAAUAAAAUGAAAUGUAUGGUA
Mytilus californianus (California mussel) is the source of this 1013-nucleotide messenger RNA. RefSeq names its product perlucin-like protein. NCBI's taxonomy places the organism in Eukaryota, Metazoa, Mollusca, Bivalvia, Mytilida, Mytilidae. The record is from RefSeq and is a predicted model, not a curated record. Gene Ontology annotation, molecular function: signaling receptor activity. The transcript is spliced from 6 exons. Bases 196 to 891 code for a protein of 231 amino acids.